Drosophila elegans is the source of this 564-nucleotide messenger RNA. Its product is annotated as outer dense fiber protein 3-like protein 2. Lineage: Eukaryota; Metazoa; Arthropoda; Insecta; Diptera; Drosophilidae. The record is from RefSeq and is a predicted model, not a curated record. Bases 145 to 384 code for a protein of 79 amino acids. The transcript has 2 exons.
AUAUAGCUUCGCUUCAUUCCUUAACUCAGGGUUUCUCGGCAAACACAAACUUUUUUGUUACAAAAUUUGUAAUUUUUCUACUGAUGGUUUACUAUUUGUAAUAAAAUUUUUGGAAAAACUCAGUUUCUUAACUAUUUUGUGAAGAUGUCUAAAAAUUAUGGACCGGGACCUGGAGCCUACAUGCUGCCCAGCAGCUUUGGACGAAAAGGACCUCAGUAUUCCUUUGGCCGCAGGAUUGAUCGCAGGAGGCACGAGAAGCCUGGUCCUGGUCCUGCUGCCUACAAGGUCGAUAAGGUCACUCGAUAUGGCAAUUCGGAGGGUCCCCAGUUCUCCAUGUUGGUUGGAAGUUCCAGAAUCAAGGCACUUCCCAUCAGAUUCGCUUAAAGAAUAGUACCUGAUGACAAUUACGUUAAUGAUUCUGAUUGAGUCCAUGUGAUAGUAAAAUCCAUGUGAUAGUAAAUCUUAGAAUGCAUUAUGUACCAAUAAUUUUUUUAGACAUUAAGAUAAUCGGCUUGCCAAAAUAUAAUUUAUUUUAAAUAAUUUUAUUAAAUAUAAGGAUAAGCA